Molecule: messenger RNA, 1449 nt
Organism: Hydra vulgaris (swiftwater hydra)
Lineage: Eukaryota; Metazoa; Cnidaria; Hydrozoa; Anthoathecata; Hydridae
Product: juxtaposed with another zinc finger protein 1
Cellular component (GO): nucleus
Source: RefSeq, a predicted model, not a curated record
AAACAAUUUAGUAAACAAGAGUUAUGGUUUCAAGAUGGCUGCAUUUUACAAGUACAUCUGCCGUUUCGAAAAUUGUAGAAAGAAGUUUAGUUCGCUUGUUGACCUUAUUGAUCAUAUUGAAUAUCUUCAUAUUAUAAGAGAUCCUAUUGUUUUAAAUCAGCAAGAACUUUCUCAACCACCUGCAAUCGCUUUAAGUUAUGUUAACUGCUUUUUUUCCGAAAACUUAAGGAAAGCUCGACCUACUUUACCUUCCGAUAUUGAGUUAAAACGAUCAUGUGAAAUAGAGAAACCAUCUUUAAACAAUUCCGAAGCAUACAGUGACAGUUUAGACAGCUUUUUGGAUGAAAGUGAUGUUUUCUCAGACGUUGGAAGUGACGAUUCUUGUCAAUCAUGGGUUGCUAAUAAUAUCAAUGCUAUCAAAGUACAAACAGACUCUAAUUUAAUAAACGUAUCAACUUCUUUACCCAAUACAAUAACUAGUGAGAGUUUACAAGGCAAAUUUACAUGUCUAGAGGACAGUGAAGGUAAAAAACGGUUUUUAUGUACUGUUCCUGGUUGUUCUAAGCGCUACAAAAAUAUUAAUGGAAUAAAAUACCAUGUAAAAAAUGGGCACAAUAAAAAAGAAGGUUUAUCAAGUGAAAUUAAAAAAAGUUAUAUUUGUCAUUGUGGUAAAGCUUACAAAAGUCAAAGUGGAAUGCGACACCAUCAAAACACUCAACAUAUAUUAACAGGACCUACUACUCAAAAUCAUUUAUCUCCAUAUACACCUGUACAAUUUGAUGCAAGAGUUGAUAACAAUUUUAAACAACCACAAGCAAAAAUUAUGAAAUUAAAUCCAGUUGAAGAACUUUAUCAACCCCAUACACCUCCUUCUCCCGAAAAUCUUGUGAGCUAGUUUGAGGUAGCUUUAUAUAUGUGUCAUAUAUUUAUAUAUAUUGUAUAUAUUAUGUGUAUAUAAAGCUACUCUUCUAUGUGGUUUGUUAAUAGUAAAUUAUAACAUAAAUAAUAAUUUUGUUCAAUAAAUGGAUUUUGGGCAUUUCAUAUUUAAAAAAAAUAUUUUAUUUUAAUAUAUUUGCUUUUUAUUUAUAUAAAUCAUUUUUUUUUAAUGUAUAGUUCGGAAAAAUGGAGCAUUAUAUUGAUAAUUUAAUUUUAUAUUAUAAAUAGGCUUGCAAAAUACAGCUCUGAUCUUUAUAUUAAUUUUUUUUUUGAUUUAUUCAUCAAACUGCUUUGCAUUCAUUUUGCAAUCACUGAGAAAUCAGUGAGCCAAUGCACCUUUCUGUGGAGGUUUUUCUGGAUAAUUUUUUAUACUCAAAAAGUUAUUGAGCUAUAAUAGAAUCUUUAAAACAUUUGUUCUAAAAUUUUAUUUUUGCUGCAUUUAUGCUGAAGGUAUAUUUUUGUAGGUGCCAAUAACCUAGCUAACUAUAUUUAACUAUAAUAAUAAUAUGUAUA